CUGCUGAUGCAUCAACGCACAAGAAAAGCAGGAAACUGGUGUGAAUUUGCACCUCUGUUAAGAAAGGAGCUGCAAACACUCGCAGAAUCGACUGGUUGAAAACCUUCUAUCAGGUCAAAUGUUCCCAAGACAAACAAGUUCAGGAGGAAGCAGCCGGUCCCAGCUGCCAGGUCUGGCAACAGCAGGAGGGGAUUUCUGCAGCACUGAGGGGGCCCCCCCCAGGACCAUGAUCUCCCCGAAGGACAAGGCCAAGGCUCCCAAGGACAGCAUGACGCUCCUGCCCUGCUUCUACUUCGUGGAGCUGCCCAUCGUGGCCUCCUCCAUCGUGACGCUGUAUUUCCUGGAGCUCACCGACCUCUUCAAGCCGGCCAAGGUGGGCUUCCAAUGCCACGAUCGCGCGCUCUCCAUGCCCUACGUGGAGAGCAGUGAGGAGCUCAUCCCGUUGCUCAUGCUGCUCAGCCUCGCCUUCGCCGCCCCAGCCGCCUCGAUCAUGCUCGGGGAGGGCCUGGUGUAUUGCCUGCAGUCCCGGCUGAAGGGUCGCAGUGGCACCGAGGGGAGCAUCAAUGCAGGAGGCUGCAACUUCAAUUCCUUCCUGCGCCGCACCGUAAGGUUUGUGGGUGUCCAUGUCUUCGGGCUCUGUGCCACUGCGUUGGUCACCGAUGUCAUCCAGUUGGCCACCGGAUACCACGCUCCUUUCUUUCUUACUGUCUGCAAACCCAACUACACGCUGCUGGGCACACCCUGCGACGCCAACCCUUACAUCACACAGGAUAUCUGUGCCGGCACCGACAAACACGCCAUCCUGUCUGCCAGGAAGACUUUCCCAUCCCAGCACGCCACGCUGUCCGCCUUCGCCGCUGUCUAUGUGUCGAUGUACUUCAACUCCACCAUCUCAGACAGCACCAAGCUCCUGAAGCCCAUCUUGGUCUUCGCCUUCGCCAUCGCCGCCGGUAUCUGCGGGUUGACCCAGAUCACUCAGUACCGCAGCCAUCCCACCGAUGUCUACGUGGGUUUCCUCAUCGGCGCCGGCAUCGCCGCUUACCUGGCUUACCACGCAGUGGGCAACUUCCGUGCCCCCACCGAGAGGGUCCCAGCUCCAGCUCCAGCCAAGGACGCUCUCCGUGUUCUGACACAACGCGGCCACGACGCCGUGUACCAGCAGAACAAAUCAGUGAGCACCGAUGAACUGACCCCGCGGCUGGAGGAGGAGGAGGGGGCGGCCGUGAGACCGGUACCACGCGAUAAGAACUCAUUGGGCAGCCUGAAACGUGCCAGCGUGGACGUGGAUCUGCUGGCACCGCGCAGCCCCAUGGCCAAGGAGAACAUGGUGACCUUCAGUAACACGCUGCCACGCGUCAGCACGCCUUCCAUGGAGGACGCGGCGCGGCGGCACAUGACCAUCCACGUACCAUUGGAUGCAUCGCGCUCCAAGCAGCUCAUCUCCGAAUGGAAGCAGAAGGCGAUGGAGGGACGAGGAGGGGACGAGGUGGAGGAGGAGGUGCCCCCGGCGUUGUACCCUACGGUGCAGGCUCGCCCUGAGCGCGCAGCUUUAGGCCCACGGGUGCUGCUCCCGCCCCGUCCCGGUGCUGCACCGUUAGUGCACAUCCCCGAGGAGAGCACGGCGGGCGGCGGGGCAGCGAUGAGAGCCAAGUGGGUGAUGGUGGCUGAGAAAAGCGCCCCCCGUGCAGCCAACCCCCCCCGGUUAAUGCAGGUGAUCGCCAUGUCCAAACCACAAGGCGCUGCUCCCAGCACCCCAAAGCAUUCGGAAACAUCCUCGUCCUCCACCAGCUCCGACUCGUCGCAAUAUCGCUCGCCAUCGGAACGUGACAGCUCCAGCAUCGUCACCAUCGAUGCUCAUGCUCCUCAUCACCCCGUGGUGCAUCUCAAUGCUGGCAAUGGGCCUUGGGAAUGGAAGGCGGCCCCUAAAGCUGCUGAGGAUGGAUACGAGCUGGGAGAGGUGGGGAAGGAAUUCCGUGCCUUCCACCCGGCCAAGAGUGCCGGUGUGUCACCUGGAUCCUCAUUGAGUGACGUGGAGCAGGAUGAGCCGCGUUACGGCAGCCUGGCUGCCAUCCAUGGGGCAGCGGGGGGUGCUGAGAGGGGGGAUGUGAGUGAGGGGCUGCUGGGCGCUGCCAGCCGGGAGGCCACGCUGCGCAGGAAGGUGGCUGAGCGCGAUGUGCUGACGGACUGCGAUGCUGACGGCUUCUAUAGGAAGAUGCCGGCAGGGAGGAGGUUUAAGGACUGAGCCCACACCCCCCCAACCCCAAACCCAAUCCCAGGUGUGGGCUCGAGCACUUUGGACUUCAUGUUUUUUCUCUCUAUAACAGGUGCUGAUGAUUCUUUUCUCUCUGGGACAAGGGAAGGGGGGGGGGGUUGUUAAUUUAUAUGGCUGAUGGUAUGUAGGUCUGUGGGGUGGGGGGCAGUCAGUGUUAAAGGGCUUCGUUGGGGUGUGGGGUGCACUUGGGGGGGGUGCAGCCCCUAUUUCUGCUUCAUUCUUUGGUGGGGGGUGGGCCAGGCUGAGAGCUGGGCAUGUGAAGCUGUAUAUACUGCAAUGGGGACAGUAGAAAGAGUGAA
Molecule: messenger RNA, 2571 nt
Organism: Coturnix japonica (Japanese quail)
Lineage: Eukaryota; Metazoa; Chordata; Aves; Galliformes; Phasianidae
Source: RefSeq, a predicted model, not a curated record